UAUCUGAAACAUGGGGAGAAAGUGACGAAGAACAAGAAAAAGCCAGAGAGUUUAUGGCUUUUCAAGGUCUCAUGACAGACUACGUCAACAGACCGGAGUCAAGAUGGAAAACUCGUUGGAGUGAUACGAGAAAUGGUGCUACCCUUUAUCAAUGCAGCUGUGGUUCGGAUAUGAAAACUGCCAGUAAGACCGAAGCUUCCAAACGGAGGAAACUUCGACAAGCCUAUGAAUUUAACGGUAAUCAUGAAUUGAAAAUCAGGGAAGAAGUUCGUGAUAUUAUUGAAUUGUUAGUCAGGGCGAACACAUCCAUAAAGGAUGUCUUGUCUAUUAAUCAACAACUGAUCAAGAAUCAUCUCGACGGUAGAACUAAUUUGGAGAGUUACCAUUUUUUAAUUACCGCUUUCGAUGUUAAAGAUGCAAGACGGUGGAUAAAAUCUCAGAAUUCAUGGGACGUGAACGUUAAUAGAUCAGUUGAUCAUAAUAUGGAACAAUUCUUUGGUAACGAUGGAGAAUUAAGUGAUGCGGUACUUUAUUUUAAGCUGCGAAAACAUCGCUAUGAUUACACCUGUCUGGUAUUGGCAACUAAAGAACAAAGACUACUGGCAAAACAAUACGGGCAUCAGAGAUACAUAAUAUUAAAUGGAACUUUUCCAACUGGUAAUAAAAAAAUUCGAAUGUACAUUAUAAUGGUUGUUGAUGAAUUAAAAAAUGGCAUUCCUGUUGGUUAUCUUUUGUUUUCGAGACCCGGUGAUCCUGAAGUGAUUGGAAUCAGUAAUCACGAAUACACGAUACUAAAGAGACUUUUGGAAGAAUAUAAGGUACAAGUGAGCAAUGACCCUGAAAUCUCUCAAGUAAUUUUCACUCCUAAGGUUGCAAUUAUAGAUCUUGACGAUCAAGAACGGGUUGCUGUGGGCGAAGUCUGGAACGGAAUUCAAAUACUCUUCUCCCCUUUUCAAGUAUACUCAUGUUGGAGAAAAAAGGCCAGUCAAUUAUUGGGAUCUGAUGGUGAUGAAAAUGUCAAAAAAAUUCGUCAGGACCUUAUUAAGGAGUUGAACGAACUUUUUGACGGGCUACAAUCAGCAACAACAAUAAGCGAGAUCAAUGAAAAACUCGGGGCCAUGAAAGAUUCUGCAUUUGAAAAGUACUCCAAAGCAUACGAUCAACAAGUCAGCUCAAAGAUUCUGGCGUUGUUUGAUGGUCAACGUGAGAUGAUGAAAUUUCUUCAAAAUGAUCAAUUCAUUGGACAUAUGGAAAUGUGGAAUGAUUAUGGUAGAAGGAAAGCUGCGGAAUCAGUAGGGAUUGAUGUGAAUUUAUUCCCCUGGUCAAUAGAAUACUUGGAAGGAUUCAACGUUCAAUUUAACCCAUCUCGUAUGUUAAGAUUUCAAAAGAAAGGAAAUAUUUUACGGUUAGAUGUGUUGAGCUUCUUGCUUGUAAAGUUCAUUACUCCUGUAUGCAGCAAACAACGUCAAUUAUGGAAUUGGAUCAAGAAAUUUUUAGAGGACGAACGGCCUGCCUCAGAAGCAGUGGUCGAAGGUAUAGAACCGGAGGAAGGACAAUGGCGAGGCUUACUUGCACGAUACAUCAAUACAAUUGCAUUUGAGCAACCCGACCCGCGAAUAUGGGACAUUGCAAACCAUUUCAUAAUGAGUCAAAAAAUUACUUCUAUUGAGUACAACGGUCAAUCUCUCUAUGUCACCGUGAAAUCUGACGGGAAAAAUCCGGAAACAGUUAGGGACAAUGAUGAAAUGAAUUAUUACGUGGUUGGCUUAUUACCAACCAUUAAUUGUCAUUGUUUUCAUUAUUUGAUUAGAGGUGGUGCUUGUGCUCACAUCCGGGCAGCAAUUCGUGCAGUAAAUUGGUUACGAGAUCAACCACCGGAUUACAAUCCCGACUACAGAUCAUUUGUUGAACAAGAACACCAAUCAAUUCCAUAUAUUCAAUUGCCCUCGAGAAGAGAUGCUCUUAAGGCGUUAAGAACUCAAAAGGAAAGGAAAAUUUUCUACGUUGAGCCUAAUACUGAGAUGGAUGAAGAAAGUGAUUCUGAUAGUGAAUAUGAAGAUUUUGAUCAUGUUUAUUCUCAUGUACCGAUACUUUCCGAAUCUGAUAGUAGAACGUUUGGUAUUCAGCCCUCUAUUGAUCACACGAGAAAUUUUGCUCCAUCUUCAAUAAUUGCAACUGAUAACAAUUCUUCCCUUUGCGCUACCAACCAAAGAGAAACGAACAAUGAAAUUCAAACAUGGAAUCGCACGUUAUCGGUUGCAACAAAUAGGGUGUGGGCAAAUUUGAGCGACAUGCAGAAUAUUUAUCACAGAUUAGAACAUCGAAUGCAUGUUCCUACGGGUGUAAGGUCUGACCUAAAGGCCAUGGAUAAUGAGUUGAUCACGAAAUUAAAAACAAUUUUAGAGAGUGAGAAUAUUAGAGAUUUGGCUGUCAUCCUGAACAAAAUAAAAAGAACAAUUGAUUUAAAUCUACCAGAAGAAAAUAAUGACGACAUAACUAUUACCGAUGGGGACCGAGUCUAA
Acaulospora colombiana is the source of this 2522-nucleotide messenger RNA. The record is from the annotation of a GenBank genome assembly. NCBI's taxonomy places the organism in Eukaryota, Fungi, Glomeromycota, Glomeromycetes, Diversisporales, Acaulosporaceae.